AAUUAUCUUGCUCUUUUCUCAUCGAAAUCUUGUAGAAUAUCCUUCAUAUUCCUUUCUCAAUUUCUUGUUCUUACCCCAAAGCCUUGGUAUCAACGUUUUUAGCCUUAUUGUUCUUCUGUAUAAAAUAAGCCAAAAGAAACACAAAAUCUCCAACCAGAAGGAGCUAAUAAGCAAAGGUCACCCAAAACAAAAUGGCCUCAAAUAAUAAUCUAGCAGUGCUUCAAGCUCUUGACACGGCUCGUACACAAUGGUACCAUGUCAAAGCCAUUGUUAUCGCUGGCAUGGGUUUCUUUACCGAUGCCUACGAUCUCUUUUGCAUCACCGCUGUGUCGAAACUCUUGGGCCGCCUUUACUUCUAUAAUCCUGAUAAACCCAGCACGCCGGGAAAGUUCCAACCUAACAUUAACAACUUGGUUACUGGUGUAGCCUUAUUCGGAACUCUUAGUGGCCAACUAGUCUUUGGAUGGCUCGGGGAUAAACUAGGUCGCAAAAAAGUAUACGGGAUCACUCUCAUCCUCAUGGUGAUUUGUGCCAUUUGCUCAGGUCUGUCAUUUGGUUCCACCUCCGAAUCUGUGAUUGGAACCCUCUGUUUCUUUCGAUUUUGGUUGGGUUUUGGCAUUGGUGGUGACUACCCUCUUUCUGCCACAAUUAUGUCUGAAUAUGCUAAUAAAAAAACCCGUGGGGCCUUCAUAGCCGCCGUUUUUGCAAUGCAAGGUGUGGGGAUUAUAUUUGCUGGGUUAGUUUCCAUGAUUCUUUCAGCAAUCUUUCUUAAGCUCUACAAAAGGCCGUCAUUCAAAGAAGACCCAAUCUUCUCCACCCCACCUCAAGCAGAUUAUCUAUGGCGGAUUGUGCUAAUGUUCGGUGCCUUACCAGCUCUUUUAACGUUUUAUUGGCGGAUGAAGAUGCCCGAAACUGGUCGUUACACUGCUCUUAUUGAAGGAAAUGCCAAACAAGCUGCCGCUGAUAUGGGUCGGGUCCUUGACAUCAAACUCGAAGAGGAAGAAGAUAAGCUUUCCCAGUUCAAGGCAGCAAACCAGUACCCAUUACUAUCCUCUGAGUUCUACAGACGCCAUGGGCUUCAUUUGAUAGGUACUAUGACCACAUGGUUUUUAUUGGAUAUUGCUUUCUACAGUCAAAACCUAACACAAAAGGAUAUUUUCCCUGCUAUGAAUCUCACCAAAAAAGCUGCUGAUGUCAGCGCUCUAGAAGAAGUCUACGAUAACUCACGUGCCAUGUUCAUCGUUGCUUUGCUUGGUACAUUCCCAGGGUACUGGUUCACCGUCCUUUUCAUAGAAAAGAUUGGCCGCUUCACCAUUCAACUAGUUGGCUUCUUCAUGAUGUCUAUAUUUAUGCUGAUUCUUGGCCUCAAAUACCAGUAUCUCAAAGACGAAAAUAAGUCGUUAUUUGCUGUUCUCUACGGGCUAACGUUCUUUUUUGCCAACUUUGGCCCCAACAGUACAACCUUUGUGCUCCCGGCGGAGCUGUUUCCUACCCGGCUGAGGUCCACUUGCCAUGCGCUGAGUGCGGCGUCAGGGAAGGCAGGGGCAAUAAUUGCGGCUUUCGUGGUACAAAAAUUUACAUUGUCCGGGGAAGCUAGCAAAAUCAGGCGUGCCCUCAUCUUUUUGGCCUUUACAAAUAUGUUGGGAUUUUGUUUCACAUUCCUGGUGCCAGAAACCAGAGGUCGGUCUUUAGAGGAAAUUUCAGGCGAAGAUGGUGGUGGCCAGAAUGAGACUCAGAUGGCCGCCAGACGAUCGGUUACUAUGCAAGGAAGCGACCGCUUGGAAGCUAAUUGAAGGGUAAAUUAUUGGCCUUGGAGGAUGAUCAUACAAUUAUACCUAGCUAACUAGUUUGAAGUGUGAUGGAAAAAAAAAAAACCUGUUCAAUAAAAGCGGUGAAAGACAACAGAUUUUUGCCUUUGUUUUUGUAAUUUUGUUUGUUUAGUAAUUUCUGCGUGAUCUAUGAAUAAAAACUGCAACCGUUGCUCUCUAGCCCAUUGUCUAGCAUUGCCAAAGGGUGAUUUCAUUUUUUACCCUUUAUGUAAUGGUAAGCUGUCAACUUAGUUAAAAGCAAAUUAAGUGAUCUAUACAAAAUAAUUUGAUUUAACUUAAUAAAUUUAUUAUCACCGAGUCU
Durio zibethinus is the source of this 2130-nucleotide messenger RNA. The record is from RefSeq and is a predicted model, not a curated record. NCBI's taxonomy places the organism in Eukaryota, Viridiplantae, Streptophyta, Magnoliopsida, Malvales, Malvaceae.